UGGUUGUGUUGAUUUUGUGGUGGUUGGAUAAAUUAGUUUUUAAAUAAAAUAAAAAAAAUUGGAACUUGCUGGUAGUGGCAUUGUAGAUUUAACAUUUUAAUCAUCAAAAUGUCACAGUGAGUUUACAUUAUGUUUAUUAGUGUAAUCGUAUAUAUAAGAAUUUGUGUCGCAUAAAUUUGAACAAUAUUUUCUCGCAACUAUGACUUGCUGAAGAAAUAUAAUUCCUCUGUUUAUUUUGACCACCACAAAUAAAAAUAUGACUCUGACAAUGACCAAAAAAGUUAGUGAGUGUCAAGCGGAGACAGUACAAUUUAUGCCAAUAGAAAAAGUAGAAAAUGAAUGCAGUACAGAUUAUAACUCUGGGACUGCCCUUCUCAGAAGAGGAAAGAAAUUGGAAGACAACAAUAACUUGACAAAAGAGGAUAUUGAAUAUAUAAAUUACCGACAACUGUUAAAAUAUGAAGAAGCACCAGAGUAUUUGCAACACAACCCAUUUAUUAGAGAUGGAUAUAGAAAAUUACUGCCAACAAAUUUGUGUUGGGAGAGCAUUUUCUGGUGGACCAACGAGACAAUGAACAUUUGGACUCACAUUUUCGGCUUCUUCCUCAUAUUGUUCCUCACGAUAAACGACCUCGUCAUUAUAAACAUCCACGCCACGGUCACAGACAAAGUCGUCGCGGGUAUAUUAUUUUCUUGCUUUCUGAUAUGCAUGGCGCUAUCGGCGCUAUACCACACGUUUUCCUGCCGCUGCGAAGAUGUGUACAACAAGUUCUUGAUGUACGAUCUCUUUGGUAUCGCGCUCUCCUUGCUUGCGAUAUACACGUCCGGCGUCUAUUAUGCGUUUUGGUGUCAUUCUGAGCUGCGGCUAUUCUACAUGAUCUCCGUGACAUUGAUCUUCAUAGUGGCGAUGGUGCUCCAAAUUCCUCGCCUCAACGUGCCUUAUCUGAUGAAGAUGUGCGUGUUCAUUGGCUGGGCGGCGUACGGGAUGCUGCCCACGCUGCAUUGGACCUACGUCAUGGGGGGCUUCGACAAUCCUAUGGUCCAGAUGUUCUUCCCUAGAGUAAUAGGGAUGUACAUCAUAAGCGGAACAGCGUUCAUAAUUUAUGCACUCAGGAUUCCCGAGCGCAUGGUGCCAGGCAAGGUGGAUUACUUGGGCCACUCUCAUCAGUGGUGGCAUUUGCUUGUUCUUGCCGCGCUGUAUUACUGGCACAACACCGCCAUGAUGUACGUGCAGUACCGCAUGAACCACGGCUGCGCUAACUCCAUGAGAAUAUUCUAGAUUUACAUUCCGUUAUUUAUAAAGUUCGAUUUUGUAUCCCACUUCUGAUGUAGUCUUGCGUUUCAAUCCUGAUGUAUGGUUACUUUGUAUUAUAAUUUAGAUUCAAGGUUAUGAUAACAAGCUUGAAAUAUACUCAAAAUUGUCAUAACCUACCUCUAUAAUAAAUAUAAUUCUGGUACAACACCGCCAUGAUGAUGUCGUAUCGCAUGAACCGCGGCUCCGCUGAACUAUACGGCAAAAGUUAAUAAAAAUAAUGUUGUUUACGCAUUAUUUACUUGUUUUUAAACUUUAUUUGCGGUGAAAAACAACGAAAACGUGGCUGUCACAAAUUUUAUGUAUAAAAAUGAACUAUAGGUAGUAUGACUUUUACUGGCAAACAAAAUGAUCUGAUUUCUAUGACAUUUAUUUUAUACAUUUAAAUUAUUUUAUAAAUGUUAGUUUAUUAUUUUAAGUAGUAAUGAAUUACAGGUAAAUCAUCUGAAAUAUUACGAUCUUUGAUCAUCCUAAUAUAAUGUCAAUUAAUACUAAUUCAGUAAUUAUUAUAUAAGCAUUCUUAAAAAUUGGGCUGCUUACGAUUGAAUGACAUUUUUGUGUAAGUUAGGUAGAGAAUAAAAAAUUUUUUACUAUUCUAUCGACUAUUCUACAUCGAAUUUAAAGUUAAAUUUAAUUUUUUUAGUUAAUAUGAAAAUACAGGACCAUUAAAUUCAAUUUGUGAAAUGAAGUUAAAAUAAAUCUGCUUUAAAUCAUUUGUAAUGUGUGAGUAUUGUAUUCUACUUGGCGCAAUUUAAGGAAUCCAAUUAAAAUUUAAGGUGCUAUGUAUAUUAGACAUUCCGUGAUUUUUGCCUAUAUUAUAAACAUUCAAUUUACAAUUUCAUUUCCUUGUGGUGCCUAAACGCCGUUAUUUGCUCAAAUAACUGUUACCUGUAGUUAGUGAAAUGUCACUUAAAUAUUAAGAACAUUGUGAUGAAAUAUGUACGUCCUUUUUCUUUUUUAUUAUUUUUUCUUAUAUAAUUGUCAUCUGUGAUUGAUAAAGAUAUUCUUUUUUUAUACUUUUGUUGGUAGUGGU
Messenger RNA from Amyelois transitella, 2345 nucleotides. RefSeq names its product progestin and adipoQ receptor family member 3. The transcript has 7 exons. NCBI's taxonomy places the organism in Eukaryota, Metazoa, Arthropoda, Insecta, Lepidoptera, Pyralidae. Gene Ontology annotation, molecular function: signaling receptor activity. The coding region runs from base 257 to 1279 and encodes 340 amino acids. Gene Ontology annotation, cellular component: membrane. The record is from RefSeq and is a predicted model, not a curated record.